Mercurialis annua (annual mercury) is the source of this 2564-nucleotide messenger RNA. RefSeq lists its product as uncharacterized. The coding region runs from base 1878 to 2354 and encodes 158 amino acids. The transcript is spliced from 3 exons. NCBI's taxonomy places the organism in Eukaryota, Viridiplantae, Streptophyta, Magnoliopsida, Malpighiales, Euphorbiaceae. The record is from RefSeq and is a predicted model, not a curated record.
AAUUGUCUGGGGAAAGCCAAGACCUUGUUUUUGGAAUAAAAGUCCAUAAAUUUAUGAUUGAUUGAAAUGGACAUCUCUCUUUGCAAUUCUUUAAUUGGAUAUUACUUCAAUUGUGGGCGUUUGGAAUAUGCCAAGGAAUUGUUUCACGCGAUGAGCGAAAAUCAUGAAGUUACAUCUGGGUUCAUACUUCGUGGUUAUAUGUUGAUCAAAGCUUGGAACUUUCUAGACGAAUAAAGACUCAAGUACUAAGCAUGCAAUGCAGUAUUUCAGGUUUAAUACAAGACAACAGGCAUGACAUGAUUUUAGAUUUAGUUAGAGAAAUGCAGGGUCUUGGGGUUUAGGCCUAAUGCUGUGACGCUUUCAUCUACACUUCCAACAUUGGCAUAUUUGUCAAAUUUGAAAGGAGGGAAAGAAAUACAUUCUUAUGCUCUGAAAAAUGGGUAUGACAGGAAUAUCAAUGUCGCCACUGCAAUCAUUGACAUGUAUGCAAAAUCUGGAUAUAUUUGCAGCGCACAGAGAUUUUUUGUCAAUCAAAAUAUAGGAACUUGGUUAUUUGGACCGCAAUAAUCUCAGCAAAUGCUGUCCGACGGAUGCUAAUUUGUCUCUCUGUCUUUUAUUAUGAGAUGUUGAAUAGUGGGAUUAAGCCAGAUCAUUCCAGUGCUGACAGAUUGUGCUCAUUGUGGAGAGUUUCUUGCGUUGAUGAGAGGUGAGGGGAAGGUUUUGCAUGACAAGCUUGACGAGGAGAGUGUUUAUGGCUAGAAUUCUUGUAGAAUUAAAAAAAAAAGUCCCAGCAGUUCAAUGUUCUUGAUGACCUGCAAGUUGCAUUUUUUAUUUUUCUAAAACGAAAAUUGUAUCAUUAUCAGAAUACUGAUAGCUAGAAGAAUACUAACCAACAUUCUGGUCGUAUUACAAAGUUAAUGGAUUUACUUUGAUUAGAAGUGACCUCUGCAAUACGGGCGGACACCUUCUUCCAUAUGAUAAAAUACUUUGGUAUGGCUUCUACCAAGGGUAAGCCUUGUCAGGUUCUCCACUAUGAAGCUUACAGAACCCUCUCACAAGUAAGAGACUCGAAAUUUUCCAGCUACAUUUAUCAAAUUAUAUACUAUUUCUUUCAGAUAGGUGAGUUCGUUAGCGUGAAAGGGCCUUACUUUCAAUUUUUUAGGAAGCAAAUUCAGUUGCAAAUGAGGGUCUUGACAUAAUGUACUUAAGCUACACUUUUUGCAGUUCGUUUUCUUGGGGAUUCAUUUAAUUAUAAAAACUUGAAGUUGCAGUUGAAGUGUCCAAUCUUUUCUAUUGUUCAGUUGCUAAUGUUAAAGGAUCAGCGUAUAUAGCAGCUCCUAACCUAGCUAAAGCGGUCUCCACCUCCUCGGCCAACUUUUUCCUCUCGCCGCAAUUUUUUUCUCUGAACUGAGUGAUGCUCACAAUUGGGAAGCUGGCGAGAAUUUCCAUCCCCACCUUCAUGAAACUUUGGCCAAGUAGUGAGUAAAAAUAAUUCUAAAAAGUAAAUAUAAAUAGUUUCUUUGAGUAUAAUUCAAGUUACUUAAUUAUAACUAAUGAUGAUUUAUAUAUGUUGUUAUGUUUGUCCAAAGACACCUCUAUAAUAAUCAUUUCCAACUUCUCACCAAAGCAUACUAUGCAUCACUUUAAUCUGGGAAUUGAGUACCCCAUUUUUCUUUUAAUUUAAGUUUUUCCCAGUUAAGAGAAAUUGAGGACGAAAACGUGUUAUAUAUAAUGUUGGGUCAUGUUAUAUCUUUCAAAUUUUAAAUCAUAUACAGAUAACAGCAGCUGUAUACUGUUCUAGACAUUAGUUUGAAACCAAAAAGAGUUAUUAGUUGAGGUAUAUAUUGGUAGAGCUAUCUUCUAUCUGUCAAAGUAAAAUGGGAGCUACUGCCAAGGCAGACAAGAAGAAAAUGGAAGGAGACAAUAGUACUAGCUUCAUGACUCUUGAGUGUUUAAGAGGAAGGUUGCUUGCUGAGAGGCAAGCUUCUAAGCUUGCUAAACAUGAGGCUCAGCUCAUGGGUGCCAAGUUGAUAGAGAUAGAGACCAAAUUAAGAGAAGAGACCAAACUAAGGCAAAAGGCAGAGAAGAAGCUUAAACUCUUGAUGAAGAAGCUCGAGCCCCUGAAGAUCUCGCCCGUAUUCGAGAGACUAGAGCAAGAGGUGCAUUCCUCAAAUUCAUCUGAGAUUUGUGGAUUUUCUUCCACUUCUUCAUUCAAAUCUCAACUCUCACAUGGCAGCAAUAAGGAAGAGGAUUCAAGUACUCAACACAAGUCAGACUGCACUUCUCUAUCAGACAAAUCUACCUACCACUUCACUCUAACUUGUCAAGAUUCAAAAACAGAUUCUCAAAGGUAAUAACAAUCAACUCAAUUCAACCUCAAUUGAGAUCAGAGUUGAUGUGUGUUAAUUAACAAUAAUGAUGUCAGUUUAUGAGCUAUUAGGACAGGAUGGUUCUUUAUGUAACUUGUUUUUGCUUUGAACCAAACUGAAGCAUUGAUCAGACAGUUAAACUGUAAUAAAGCUAUGUGAAUGUUAUCAUUAAAGAGUCAUGUCAAUUAUUUGGAA